AGGGGCAGCGCGGCCGCGCCGCGGGAGCGCAGGGACGGGGCAGCCCCGCUCCCUCACGGGCAGCCCCAGCGGCCCCGCCCGGCGCGGGCAGUGCGCAGGCGCGGGGCUGUUGUGGUGCGGCGGCGCAUGCGCGGAGCGGCGGCGGGGUGAGCGCGGGGCCGGCGCGAUGAGCGCCGUGCCGGGGCUGAAGGAGGACUGCGAGGAGCUGCUGGGCGCCUUCCUGCAGGCGGACACCGUCCGCUUCGAGCGCUUCGCCGAGCUGUGGCGGGAGCGCCGCUUCCACACCGUCUUCUAUGGUAAAAUGAGAGCUUUGCAGAGGAAUAAGCUCACAAAGGAGACUCUAGGUCUGGCUCAGCAGUACUUCUUGCCUCCCUACUCCUUCCAGAUCCGAGUUGGUGCUCUGUACCUUCUGUAUGGACUCUAUAAUGCCCAGCUUUGUCAACCAAAACAAAAGAUCAGAAUCGCGCUCAAGGAUUGGUCUGAAGUCCUGAGAUUUCAGCAGGACCUGCUCGACUCCCAGCAUUAUGAUGCAGCCUAUAUCCUUAGGAGACUGCGACUUGCCAGAGCCUUCCAUUUCACAGCAAUGCCACAGCUACUGUCCUACAGAACUAAGAAGAAGAAGAUUGAGGAAAAUCAUUUAAAAGAAGAAUUUAGGGACCCGUGUAACAGAGUGACCAGCCUCAUCACUAAUGAUCUGUUGGAGGAACUGAUGAAUAUUCACGACCACUAUCAGAAAAUGAAGUGUGUCAUUUCAGCUGACAAAUCCCAGCCAGACAAGUCCCUGAGCUUGAUAAAAGAUGACUUUGUGGUUGGUCUCAAAGACAUAACCUUGGAACAUCAGGAAUGGCAGCAGAACAGAGUGAAAUUACUCGAAACUGUUGAAGAAACUGAUGAAACAGAAAACAAAAAGAAAGAAGAGACUUUGCUAAAAUCAGAGGGUUCUGAAAGAGCAAGUGCCCUGGCCAGAAUCAAAUACAGGUCUUAUUCUGCAGCUAUUGAGGUGUCCAGAUCCAGGAGACACCGUCAAGUGCAGUUAGAAUCCUCUGAAGCAGGAUCCAGUUGUGGGAAGUCUCCAAGGCGAAGCAGAAAACCCAGCUGGAGAAGAGUUUCUCCAGAAGUUAGAGGUGAAAUGCAAGUGUCAAAGGAAACCAUAACUCGGCAUAUCGGGAUGCCAGUAAUCACAGAAGAGGACUCGGAUGCAGGAGAAGUACCUCUUCCCAAGAGGAGAAGAUGACUUUAGAGGAUCCAGUUGGAGAAGCACUAAUGUUAAUUUUAAUGACAAAGUGAAAAUGUCAGAGGUAACACCAAGUGCUUGUUUUGGAUACCUUUGAACUUAAAAGAAGUGUCUGGGACCAGAACCACAGGUGAUACUGGAAUACUGGUAGUGAUGGGAUACUUCAGCUCUCUCGUGGUGCCUUUAUUCACCUGGUGAAUGCUUCUUGUGGGAGACCAAAGUCGCUGUGUCCUGGCUGAGAUGGAAAGAGAAGGCACAGAAAAGAUUUGCCCUUGUAAGACAUGUCUGUAAUCCUUUAUCUCUGAACAUCAGGUUAUUGACUGUUGGAAAUUAGUGCAAUAAAUUCUUUUUUCACUGUU
This is a messenger RNA of Prinia subflava (tawny-flanked prinia), 1593 nucleotides long. RefSeq names its product small nuclear RNA activating complex polypeptide 1 (gene SNAPC1). The record is from RefSeq and is a predicted model, not a curated record. Gene Ontology annotation, biological process: snRNA transcription by RNA polymerase II; snRNA transcription by RNA polymerase III. Gene Ontology annotation, cellular component: snRNA-activating protein complex. The coding region runs from base 167 to 1234 and encodes 355 amino acids. Gene Ontology annotation, molecular function: sequence-specific DNA binding. The transcript is spliced from 10 exons. Lineage: Eukaryota; Metazoa; Chordata; Aves; Passeriformes; Cisticolidae.